AUGUCGUUGACAGCUAGUAGAGGGAGGAGUCUACGAUCUGACUUAGAGAUGUCUUCAGCAAAUAACUUGAAGCCAUCCAAUGUAGGUCAGAAGAAGAUUAAGCAAUUCUCCACAAGGUCCAGAAGCAAAAGUGCAGCAAGCUUCAAAGGGCUGAAUAAGCUUCGUCGGGUCCUAACUCAUGAUGGUACCUACGAGGUUGAAGACUAUACCCAGCAAAGGCCGGAUGUCAUGAAGAAGUCGAAGAGUUCAGAUUCAUUGUCUAGAAAACGCGCAAUUAGCGGAUUAAGCAUGACAGCGCUGGGAAAGGCCAAAUCGAAUACUGGAUUGAGCAAUUUAAAUAGUGGGAACACGCCGGGAACGCUGUACGGUGGCCUUAAACCCCAAAGAAGAGAUAGCAAGAAAGCUGUCCUACAGCAAAGAGAUGGAGAUGAAAUGUUCGAUGAUCAAUCUACUACAGAUGAAGAGGUGGAGUAUUUCACUGACGAAGAAGAAGAACUGCAUCAACAUGAACAACAUCCGCGCCCAUUGCAAGAGGAAAGCGAAGAUGAUGAGAUUACUCUCGACGAUCAUAAAAACGACUUACAACGUCCGGAGCCCUCCCAAGAGAAUGAUGAUUUUUCAAGGAAUAGCAGUAAUAGAACACUAAUGAAUCAACUCAGUUAUAAAGUUCCUUCAAACCUCAGAAAUGAAAAUGAGGAUCGUAUAGAUCAAACCAAUGAUGAGGACGACAUCAUCAGCGCUAAUAGUAAUUUCGACAUGGUUGCCCACAGUCUCAUUCGUCAUGGCCCAUCAGCUCGAGACCAAGAUAACAUUUAUAACAUUGGCAAUCAAGAAGCAAACACGGCAAACAAAAAUGGAAACACGAAUAAUAGCGACCAAUACGUACCAUCGAUGAUACUCUCACAGUCAACAGGGGUUGAAAAACAUUUUGAUAAUUUGGUCAACGGAGGUGUGAUUCCUGAAGGUCUGCCACUCAGCAAUAUGAACGGUAAUGGUAAGCCGCAUUCAAAUAAUUUUAAUUAUAUUAACAAUGAUUUUGCUGACUCCAUCAAAAGUGCAGAUGAUUCCAUAUCCGCGAAGGUCAAUCAACCAAAGAACGAUUUCUCUACUUCUAUCUCGAGCCUCUCGAGUCAUUUGCAUAAGCCACCGACGGGGAAUAACUCCAGUCGUCUCAAUCCAUUGCCUCAUCAUCGUAAUUCUCAAAGCUCACUGGCCAGUAAUAGUACGCAUUCACUAAAUGGCGAAUUGAAUCAUCAAAAAUCUGGCCGGCUAGACUCUUUAGCUAACUUCAACAAUUUCUCAAAAUUCUUACAAUCGGAUAGCUCAGGAGUCGAGUCUAGGACUCAACAAAAGAUGUGGUUACAGAGAGAAAACUCAAUCAUGGAUCUUUCGGCACAAAAUUCAAACUCAGAUUCGGCUUUUUUGGCAUCUAAUAUUGAAGUCAAGAAAGAGUUUGAAAGAAUAUCUCGAGAGUACACUAAUGUUCGAAGAUUUAGCAAUCCUGUUAAUGAGUCUUUGAACAGAAUUGCUACUAAAAAUAGAAUUGACAUAAAGAAACAACGGAAUGGUCCACAAGCUGGUGACGAUAUUUCUAAGAUAUUCAAAAAUGGUAACUCUAAAGAAAAGAAGACUUUCCAAGAAUUGUAUCGCCAAAGCUCGAGUCGUGACAUCGACAUUCAAAAAACUUUAACGAAGAUAUGGAAUGACGAAAGUGCCAAAUUUAAUAAAAGUUCUAGUGUGUUCAAUGCUAACGAUCAUGACAGUAAUGGUAGCUUCUCUUCCGUACGGCCCCAUGCGCGCCACUCGAUAAGAAGUCAUAACGGUUCCAGUAGUAGCUCAAAGCAUCAAAGAACCAUAAGCUCUUUGCAACCUACUACGAGGGCUGUCCAUCGGAGAAUGGAAAAUGCUAUAAACCAGCAACGUUUAUAG
Lachancea fermentati is the source of this 1929-nucleotide messenger RNA. The record is from the annotation of a GenBank genome assembly. NCBI's taxonomy places the organism in Eukaryota, Fungi, Ascomycota, Saccharomycetes, Saccharomycetales, Saccharomycetaceae.